This is a messenger RNA of Solanum verrucosum, 2378 nucleotides long. RefSeq names its product subtilisin-like protease SBT5.3. Gene Ontology annotation, molecular function: serine-type endopeptidase activity. Bases 25 to 2343 code for a protein of 772 amino acids. The transcript is spliced from 11 exons. Gene Ontology annotation, biological process: proteolysis. Lineage: Eukaryota; Viridiplantae; Streptophyta; Magnoliopsida; Solanales; Solanaceae. The record is from RefSeq and is a predicted model, not a curated record.
AUCUCUGAUUUUUUUCAAGAAAAUAUGAAAAAUUCAAUAUAUUUUCUUCUUUCAAUUUUUUUUACUCUAUUGCUUAGACCAACAUUUGCCAUAAAAAAGUCAUAUGUUGUGUACUUGGGUGAACAUUCACAUGGAAAAGAAGCAACAUCAAUUGAUUUUGAUAGAGUUAUUAAUUUUCAUCAUGAAUUUCUUGGAUCACAUUUAGGAAGUAUUGAGAAGGCUAAGGAUGCAAUUUUUUAUUCUUAUACAAGACACAUCAAUGGCUUUGCUGCAAUCCUUGAAGAUGAAGAAGCUGCAGAAUUAUCUAAGCAUCCAAAUGUAGUAUCAAUAUUCUUGAACAAGGGAAAAGAACUACACACAACUAGAUCAUGGAACUUCUUGGGGUUGGAACAUGAGGGAAAAAUCCCUAAAAGCUCUUUAUGGAAGAAGGCAAGAUUUGGAGAAGACAUUAUUAUUGGCAACAUUGAUUCUGGUGUUUGGCCAGAAUCAGAAAGCUUUAGUGAUGAAGGAAUGGGACCAAUUCCAUCAAGGUGGAAAGGAACUUGCCAAACUGGCUCUGAUCCCACAUUUCAUUGCAAUAGGAAGUUAAUUGGAGCAAGAUACUUCAUCAAAGGAUUCGCUGCUGAAGCAGGAACUCUAGUAACCUCCAAAUUCUACACGCCACGAGACACGUUAGGGCACGGAUCACACACGUUGUCUACAGCCGGAGGUAAUUUUGUCGAGGGAGCUAACAUUUUCGGGUAUGGCAAUGGCACAGCAAAGGGAGGAUCACCAAGAGCACGAGUUGCGGCUUAUAAGGCUUGUUGGCCUCCUAUUAUUCCAUCCGAUUCGUGUACUGAUGCAGAUGUCUUGGCUGCAUUUGAUAUGGCAAUUCAUGAUGGCGUUGACGUGCUUUCAGUAUCAAUGGGAGGACCACCUGUACCAUAUGCCCAAGACAGUAUUGCUAUCGGUUCGUUUCAUGCUAUAAAGCAUGGCAUUGUUGUGGUUACCUCAGGUGGGAAUUCGGGUGCUUAUCCUGGUACAAUAACCAACACUGCACCUUGGCUCAUUACUGUCGGGGCAAGCACUAUUGAUCGCGAGUUUUCCAGCUAUAUCAUCUUAGGAAACAAUAAACGUUACAGAGGGGUAAGCCUUUCAACUAAAGCUCUGCCCGAAGGCAAAUCGUUCCCAAUUAUUACUGGUGCAUCUGCUAAAGUUGCCAAUGCGACAGCUCAAGAAGCUAAUUUUUGCAUAGAGGGGACAUUGGAUCCUAAGAAGGUGAAGGGGACUAUUUUGGUUUGCCAUAGAGGGGGUAGUCCAGUGUUUAACCAGUGCACUCAAGCUACUUCAGUAGGUGCAGUUGGUAUCGUUAUACUCAACAGCGUGUUCUUUGGAAAUGAAAUGUAUGCUGAACCUUAUCUCUGCCCUGCAACGCAUAUCAGUUACUCCGAUGGACUUCAAGUCUCGUCUUAUGUUAAUUCAACAAGGAAAGCUACAGCUUACAUUACUCGGCCAACAACUGAAUUGGGAACGAAACCAGCGCCAGUUAUGGCUGUCUUUUCGUCCAUUGGACCUAAUAGGGUGACACCAGAGAUUCUUAAGCCAGAUAUUACUGCCCCGGGAGUGAGCAUACUAGCUGCUUAUACUGGAGUUCAAGGACCUACAGAAACAGAUUUAGAUAAUCGUCGAGUUAAAUUUAACACAAUGACAGGAACUUCAAUGUCAUGUCCUCAUGUGGCUGGUGUUGUUGGUCUUUUGAAGACCCUCCAUCCAACUUGGAGUCCUGCAGCCAUCAAAUCCGCCAUUAUGACAUCCGCAAGAACGCGAGACAACACGAUUAAUCCAAUGACAAAUUCAGCUCACCUCAAGGCAUCACCAUUUGCUUAUGGAUCAGGACACAUAUGGCCAAACCGCGCCAUGGACCCUGGCUUGGUUUAUGACUUAACAAUCAAUGAUUACAUGAACUUCCUCUGUGCACAAGGGUACAACGAAACUAAAAUCAGUUUCUUCACACAAGGCCACUUCAAAUGUCCUGACCCUAUAAGUUUCAGCAAUUUGAACUUACCUUCAAUCACAGUGCCCAAGCUCAAUGGCUCGAUCGUUGUGACUAGAACAUUGAAGAAUGUGGGGUCCCCGGGCACUUACAAAGCUCAUAUUCGAUCCCCGAUUGGAAUUACUGUUGUUGUUGAGCCAAACACAUUGGAGUUCAAGAAGAUUGGAGAGGAGAAAAGUUUCAAGAUCACUCUGAAAGUUAAAGGACAUAAAGCUCCAAAAGAUUAUGUUUUUGGCCAUUUAAUAUGGUCUGAUAACAAGCACUAUGUUAGAAGUCCCAUUGUAGUGAAAGUUACUAAGAAUGUUAGAUAACAUUCAUUUCUAUGUUUAUUGUUACUUGUAUAAUG